GACGACUUUGCUGUUUGAGUAAGCCGACAUGGUAGUGCGCUAACAAAUUUGUCAGUUGAAUCGGUUUUUGGCGAUGCUGUAUCUAAUAAGGUUCCCUCGAAGUGAAUACAACAGAGCUGUGACAACCGUGUUUGGACCGUGUUUGGUUCACGGUCCAUGUUAGAGAACUUGCCGCAGCUGUCUGCAUCAUAAGGUGUCAAAGGAGUCCCUGCCGAGGCUGAACUUGACGCGUAAUUAAUCGAUGGUUCAUCGACUGAUGGCAGGCUGCCAUCCAAGAUAACAAUCAAACAUCGCACGGGGAUAUUACCUCGGACCCAGUAGCUGACGAUUAUCGAUCAAUUGAGUCCGGAGAGCCAGCCGCGGAACCGCAGACGAGUAGAAGAAAAAUCUGACCCGAUCAGUGAAAUUUUGUUAUAGUGUUUAACCGAGCGACGACAGUACGAGAAAAAAAGGCGUUCGAGCGAGAGAAAAAAGGAGGGUGUCGAAAAGUUUGUCCGUUUUUUUGUUAAUUUAUUGUUGCGGGUUCGGCGGAGCACUGCGUGUAAAGUUGUGAGAGAAUCUCGUUACAAACGGUACAAACCGGAACGACGACGACGAACACAACGCGGACAGACAAUGGCAGUUAGUUAGAAGUGUGUGCGACACGGGUUUUAUUGUGAGUUGGACCCUAGCAGCAGCAGCCGCCGAAGCAGCAGAGGAAGUGGAAGGAAAAGCGACGCGACGCCGGAGAAGACGACUGCUGUUUGCACCCAGAGGGCCUCCUCUACUAGCUGGUGGUUCCUCCGCCGGAGAAGGAAAAUUUGACGCGUAAAAAAACAAGGGCGGAAGUUACACUUCUCACACUCACUGAUAUAUAUAAAUAGUUUAUCUACUACCUACUGUUACUACUAAAUCUACUACUACUACUACUACCACCACUGAAUACGCUCUAGUGAGAACAAACAAGAAGAGAAAAUUAGUGUUUAGGAAUUCGUUAAAAAACAGACAAAAUCUACUAACAUCCCCAACGCUUUAAAACCUUCAAACAAAAAAGAUUUAAAACAAAAAAAAACAUACCGAGAAGUCGGGGAUAUCUCGAGCAACUCGAUAUUAAAGUAAGUUAAAUCGAAGUUAGUAACUAAACAAACAAAUAAAAACAAGAAUAAAAACCAACCCAAAAUGGCGACGAUAGACGGACGACCGGCGCAAUACCAGAUCACACUAAAGAACCUGCGUGAGAUCAUGGAAAACCGGGGACGAGAUGCGGUGGCCAUCGUGAGCGAGUACGGCGGAGUGCACGAAAUUUGCCGAAAGUUGUACACCUCCCCGAACGAGGGGCUAAGCGGUUCGAAGGCGGACAUCGAGCACCGGCGGGAAACGUUCGGGUCGAAUAUUAUCCCCCCGAAGCCACCGAAGUCCUUCCUGACGCUGGUGUGGGAAGCACUGCAGGAUGUGACGCUGAUCAUCCUGGAAAUUGCGGCCAUUAUUUCUCUGCUGCUUUCGUUCUACCAACCGGCGGAUGACGAUGAACCUGCGCUUGAAGAGGAAGAGGAACACUACGCGUGGAUUGAAGGUCUCGCAAUUCUGGUGUCGGUGUUUGUGGUAGUCGUAGUGACGGCUUUUAACGAUUACUCCAAAGAAAAGCAAUUCCGAGGGUUGCAGUCACGAAUCGAGGGAGAGCACAAGUUUUCGGUGAUUCGAGGUGGCGAUGCAGUUCAGAUAAACAUCGGUGAUAUCGUAGUCGGAGACAUCUGUCAAAUCAAGUAUGGCGAUUUGCUACCAGCCGAUGGAAUAUUGAUCCAGAGUAACGAUCUUAAGAUUGACGAAUCGUCACUGACGGGCGAGUCGGAUCACGUGAAGAAAGGUGAAGGCACAAAUCCGAUGGUACUGUCCGGAACGCACGUGAUGGAGGGAAGCGGCAAAAUGGUGGUGACAGCGGUCGGUGUCAACUCGCAGGCUGGAAUCAUCUUCACUCUGCUGGGAGCGGCUGUUGAUGAACAUGAGGCGGCAGCGAAGAAGCAGAAGAAAGACGCCAAGAAAAAGAAACUGAAAGAUGGUGGCGAUGAAAUCACGAACAACAGCCACCACCCGUCGUUGAAACCCCAGACGACGGUGGAUUCGAUCACCUCCGAUGAUGGGGACGAGGCUAAAGCCGGUGGCGGAGGUGGUGGUGGACAUGGUGGCAAGGAAAAAUCGGUUUUACAGGGAAAGCUAACCAAGCUGGCAAUUCAGAUCGGAUAUGCCGGUUCGACGAUCGCCGUGUUGACGGUUAUUAUUUUGAUCGUCCAGUUCUGCAUUCAAACCUUCGUCAUCGAGCAAAAACCGUGGAAGAAUUCGUACGCUAACAAUCUGGUCAAGCAUUUCAUCAUCGGUGUGACCGUACUUGUCGUUGCCGUUCCAGAAGGUCUCCCAUUGGCCGUCACCCUUUCGCUGGCCUACUCUGUCAAGAAGAUGAUGAAGGACAACAAUCUGGUUCGACAUUUGGAUGCCUGCGAGACCAUGGGCAACGCCACUGCCAUUUGUUCCGAUAAGACGGGAACGCUUACGACCAACCGGAUGACCGUUGUUCAAUCCUACAUCUGCGAAAAGCUUUGCAAGGUGACUCCGAAGUUUGGCGACAUUCCGCGGAUAGUUGGUGAAGCGAUCAUCGAAGGUAUUGCGCUCAAUUCGGCCUAUACAACGUGUCUGAUGCCGGGACAAAACCCGGGCGAUCCUCUGCAGCAGGUUGGCAACAAGACGGAGUGUUCCCUGCUGGGUUUCGUACAGGGACUAGGCAAGAACUAUCAAACCAUUCGUGAUGCCCAUACAGAGGAUUCAUUUACACGAGUUUACACGUUCAACUCGGUGCGUAAAUCGAUGAGUACGGUUAUUCCUCGACCCGGUGGUGGCUACCGGGUGUACAGCAAGGGAGCAUCGGAGAUCGUACUGAAGAAGUGUGCUUUUAUCUACGGACAAGACGGUGUACUGGAGAAGUUUACCCGGGACAUGCAGGAGCGGCUGAUCCAUCAGGUUAUCGAGCCGAUGGCGUGCGACGGUUUGCGAACGAUCUGCGUUGCGUUCCGUGAUUUCGUACCAGGAAAAGCGGAGAUUAAUCAGGUUCACUGCGAUGGCGAACCCAACUGGGACGAUGAAGAUAAUAUUGUGAGUAAUUUGACCUGUUUGGGCGUCGUUGGAAUCGAGGAUCCAGUUCGGCCAGAAGUGCCGGAUGCUAUUCGAAAGUGUCAACGGGCGGGAAUUACUGUUCGAAUGGUUACUGGUGAUAACAUCAAUACAGCCCGAUCGAUCGCAACCAAGUGCGGCAUCAUACGACCACAGGAUGACUUUUUGAUUCUGGAAGGAAAGGAGUUUAACCGACGGAUUCGCGACAGCAACGGUGACAUCCAGCAGCAUUUGCUGGACAAAGUUUGGCCGAAGCUACGGGUACUGGCACGUUCAUCACCGACGGACAAGUAUAAUUUGGUAAAGGGCAUAAUCGACAGUAAGAUAUCGGAUAAUCGCGAAGUGGUGGCCGUAACUGGCGAUGGUACGAACGACGGACCGGCCCUGAAGAAGGCCGAUGUCGGUUUUGCGAUGGGAAUUGCCGGCACGGAUGUGGCCAAGGAAGCGUCGGAUAUUAUCCUUACGGAUGACAACUUUAGCAGCAUCGUUAGGGCGGUUAUGUGGGGUCGCAACGUUUACGAUUCGAUUGCCAAGUUUUUGCAGUUCCAGCUGACCGUCAACGUAGUAGCAGUUAUUGUCGCAUUUAUCGGUGCCUGUGCCGUGCAGGAUUCGCCCCUGAAAGCGGUACAGAUGCUGUGGAUGAAUUUGAUCAUGGACACGCUGGCAUCGUUGGCACUGGCCACGGAAAUGCCGACGGCGGAAUUGCUUUUGCGUAAGCCGUACGGCCGAACGAAACCACUGAUCUCACGCACAAUGAUGAAGAACAUCCUGGGGCAGGCUGUGUACCAGCUGGUGAUCGUUUUCGGGCUGCUCUUUGUCGGCGAUUGGUUCCUGGACAUCGAGUCGGGUCGAGGCCAGCCGCUGAAUUCCGAAGCGACCCAGCAUUUUACCAUCAUCUUCAACGUGUUCGUCUUCAUGACCCUGUUCAAUGAGCUGAACGCGCGCAAGAUCCACGGGGAACGGAAUAUCUUCCAGGGUCUCUUCACGAAUCCGAUCUUCUACAGCAUCUGGAUCCUUACGCUGCUGUCGCAGAUCUUCAUCAUCCAGUUCGGCAAAGUGGCCUUCUCGACAAAGGCACUAACAAUCGAGCAGUGGCUGUGGAGUGUGUUCUUCGGCCUCGGCACCCUGAUCUGGGGCCAGCUCGUCACGUCCAUCCCGACCCGCAAGAUGCCCAAGAAGAUGGCGUGGGGACGCGGCGAAGGAGCCGAGUACGCCGAAGCGAUCCGGCUCGGUGAGGAGCGCUACGACUCCAUGGACAAUGACAAGAAACCCCGUGCAGGUCAGAUAUUAUGGAUCCGUGGCCUUACUAGGCUGCAGACCCAGCUUCGUGUUGUACGUGCAUUUCGAUCCACAUUAGAAGAUUUAGAAGAACGUCGUUCCAUUCAUAGCUUGCAUAGUCUUAGAAGUUCACGCAGUCAUCCCGGAGGCAUGAGCACGAGUGGUACAAUGACUAGUCAAGGUCUCUCAAAUCUCUUAUAUCCACCAGGUUCCAACAUCCCAACCGGCCGGCUAAUAGGUACUAAUGUUGGCGAUCUUAAGUAUAUUGAUGAAGAUCAAAGACUUCAUAAUAAUCAGCAUAUUAUAGAGAAAUUCGCGGUUUGGACAAAAUCGACAACAGUAUAAAUUCCUUUGAUAUACAAAUGAAGAAGAAGAAGAUGAAGGGAAGAUCUCGCGCGGUUCGUUAUUUUCUAUCCAAUGUGGUUUAGAGAGCAAUACUUCUAUAGCUAGAAUAGAAAUACAAGUUUAUGUCGAAUUCGUUUUUACGGCAGGACUAUCCCGUCCCGGACUACGCUUUGCAGCUAAAAAAAAAACACUUCCCGAGCAGUAGCAAUGCUGUGCGUAAUACCAAAGGUAGCUGUCCCUUUUUUUUGGUCAUUAUCGCCAUUGUCUUUUAUCGCGUUUGUGCUACUGUACGAAAAAUUUGCCAAUUUACUGAAAAAUCACAAAAUAACAAAAUAAAAUAAAUAAAAUUCAACCUGAUGUUUGACACGCGAAGAACAAUAAUCAAAGCAAACCGAUUUUGACACAUUUUUUUUUAUUUUGACACAUACGUGUGAAUGUGUUGGUGUCUUCAAAACUGCACUCUGUUUCUUGCGCGGACUGUCCGGGACAGAAAAAGGGUAGUCUGGGAUAGUCCGGAAAAUGUAAAAAAAAACAGUGAUAGGACAAAGUGUAGUCCGCGGGGUAGCUACACCGCAAAAACGAAAACGACAUUAGAAAGCGUCCGACAGAAGAGGGAGAGAGAGUGCAAAAGAUAGGGGCGAGCGCAAAUCACCGCGCGGCAGCCGACCGACGACAGAAUGCAUUUCGUUCAGAGUAGAAAGAAAAUAACCUUGAAGCUGUAUGUUGCGUAUCCGUAGGGUUUUUUCUCGGCAAGAAAAACAAACAAACAUACAUAAACAAACAAACAGUAGUAGGCCAUCUAGAACCAAAAAGAACCAAGAAAUACAGGCAGCGACCGACCGAGCGUCAGCAGAGUAGCAAGCCGAGUAGAAUUUAUCUGCCAAAACGAGCAGCGCAUAAAAGGAAAUGAAAUUGGUCACAGCUUGCUGUGAUUUGCUGGACAAGUCGAAUUAUCUAUAUCAUAAACAAAGCAAACAAAACCCUCAAUCGAGUUUAACGGUUUAACGAUAAUAUUAAAAAAAAAGAAAAUAAGACGACACGCGAAAAACAUGAGUAUUAUGUUUGAUGAACAGAAACAUACAAACAAAGCUAUUGGUAUGGUAAGAAUUUAAAAGAUGACUUAUGAUACAACCACACUUACCCCCCUCUCCCAUCCACUUUCCCUUUCCACAAACACUAGAUCAAAGCAAGUCACAUUAGAUUUUUACUUCGAAAUCUUCACUCGUCAAUGUUUCAUCAAACAUCCCCCGUCCAUUCAAUCUAACCCUUCCCUCCUUCAUUCACAAACAAUGGUAAACUUUUCCCUGGAAUGGAAAGGCACUUAAAAAUACAAGAGAGGACUAAAUACACUUAAAACCAUUAUUCAAGAAAAACAGAUAAUGAACUUUGCAAUCGUAAUUCGGAAAGUUUCAGGGUACUGUUUGUUCUUUAUUUUGUAAAUUGGAUAAUUAAACUACCGUAGGAGACAAGCAAAGAUAUGAUAGUUCAAUUAUAAGUUAAUGGAUACGAUAUAAUUAAUAAUAGUUUUCACCACAAAAUAAUUACACAACCAAGAAAAAAAACAAAAGAAAUAAGCGAAUAUAAGCAUAAUCGUUAUACAUUGGUGAAACAGAUUGCAGUGGCAUUUAUGAUUUGACUUUGUUAGUGUUUUUUUUCUUCUAUUAACUCUUCAUAUGAAGAAAACAAACAAAAAAUUGACACGUGUAUAGUCUAUGUUUACAUUUAUACUUUUAAGCCCUGUUGAUUUACCUUCCAUUUUCUUCUGAUAAAAUCGUUGAUAAAUCGUAUAUACAUAGAGUAAAAGAAACAAAAAAAAAUUAAAGCACUGUUUUUCUGCCUUAUAGUUAAGAACGAUUGAAAAGCGACAAAGUCUUGAAUCGACCUAGUAGAGGUGAAACACCUUGCAAAAUACAAAAGAAACCAAAACAAAACAAAAAAAAAUUCCAAAAAAUUUAUGAGCAAUUAGUAAAUAUCAAAAGACAGCUUACCCCCCGAAACAAAAUCAAAAACGAACAAAAAAAGAUAAACAUAAACAACCGACAGCGAGGGUGGGAGGAUUGGCACAGACAAACACACUCUCACACUCACUUACACACACCCACACACUCUCCCUCAGUACUAGCGAACCUAUACAUUAGAGAAGUGACAAGACACUCACCGUUAAGGCAACUGUCAACAUCAAAACGGAUAACGGCAAUGCAAAUUUAUACAGCUCACCCGUUUUGAUGUUGACAGUUGCCUUAACGGUGAGUGUCUUGUCAUUUCUCUAAUGUAUAGGUUCGCUACUCAGUACACAAUGCGGCGACGAUUUGACGGAACGUGGAAGCGAGAGAAAAACAAAUUGGCAACAGAAACAAAAAAAAAACAACAUCCUGUCAAACUCGAACAACCUGUGCAGUGUGCUGAGCGGAAACCGUCUCCUCGCAAUCGCCCGUGUUAUUGUUGUUAGUUUACUGUUCCAGCUGCUUAAACUGUUCGGUUACUGGGCUGUAAGUCCAGAUGACCGAAGUUUUUCGGGGUGUCCGGGACCAACCACCCCGCGCACACCCGGGUUAGAAGGAUACUAAGCGAUGAUGGCGGCGCAUUUUGGUUUGUUCGAUUUCUUUCCCUUUCCUCCUUCAAUUGUUAUAGGGGUCGAGCUGUGUUGACAUGCGUCUGCGUAUCUUAGUUGGCGUUGGAUGGGCCAACCAGCCCGAUUAUCCAGCAGACCUACUUUGUUAACAGCGUAUUUCCACAGCUUGCUUCUCACCUCCUCUUUUCAAACGACUGACAAAUUGGAAUAUCACCAUGAAACCACUCUACACUUUUUGAUUCCGCCGACCAGUGGAAAAACUGUACCAACUUCCAAGACGACAGAAAUGCAAGCGAGGAUCGUGCAUCUGAAUCAUUAGGUAGUGUGGAUCGUAAUGCACGACAGGAAAAGAUUAACCAAAAAAACGCGUGUGAGUCUGCAGUCUACAAUCAGCAAAAAGACCAACGGCAAACGUCAUAUGAAAAAUGUAAAAAAGUGAAAAUAAAACUUCAGAAAAAUGGUAUGCAAUAUGUAAAACCCUUCAGUUAUCACCGAGAAACAUUUGUAUGAUUUGUAUGAAAUUGUUGUAAAAUAUCCGUACAAAUUCACAGUUCACACAAUUAAUUACCCUUCGUUGCAGGCCUUCAAGAAAAUCGAGUCCAGCUUCCCGCAGUUAAAAAAAAAGUCAAACUAUCAAACGAUCGCUUGAAAAACUGAACACCUUUAAAUAACGGUAAAUUUUGAAGAGAAGAAUGAAUUAAUUUCGGCCCUGAAAAGAAAAACGAACUGUUAAGGUAAGAGUUUCUUUUAAGCGACGAAUAUUCUAACCGCUUACCUUUGUGUAUCGUUACUCGUGAAUGUUCUCCAAAUUGACACGCUGAUGAUGUCGACUGGUCGGAUCAUUGCAUUGACAAAAGCGUGAGGUUUUCUUGGCUUAACUUUCCGCAAAUAUUUUGGAAAAGUCAUAAAGAACAAAGAUCCGCGCAGUGGUUUUUAGCUUAAGCAUAGUUUACAGUUCCAAGCGAAGUGAAAAAUUUGACAGGUGAAAAAGCGUAAAUUUUCGCUUGCGAAAUCUGUCGUGAAAACCCGUUUGUGGAACACGCAGGUAUUUCAUCAGCCUGCAGUUUACAGUUUAAGUGAGGCGAAAUUCACGAGUUUACAUUUCGAGCGAAGUGAAAAUUGGCUGCAACUGACAGAAUUUAAACGCACAUAAGUUUUCGCUUGCUGCUGCUUUUUUCACUAGCGUUUGCAUGCGCGAAAACAGUGAACCCAAGUGAAAAAGAUGAGAUCCACAACUUUCGAUUUCGCUGGAUCGAAUUUGUUUACAGUUUCAAGCGAGGUGAAAUUUUUCCAGGUUGCUUUUUUCACGAGCGUGAAAAAAUGAACAUUUUGUAUGAGAUUUUCACUUCGCUUGGAACUCUAAAUAGGGCUUUAUGUAAAACACUCGAGUGGGAUAUAAUUUCCCCCUGUUAUAUUGAGUAACUCUGAGUUAUUUCGAAAAAAAGACUAACUUGCCCCUCGGGUAAUACUAAUUCAAGGUUAUUGUUUUUGUUAUUUUGAUCUGUUGAAUAGUACGUAAUUUUUUCUAAGUCUUAACCUUUAUUUUGCAUAAAAUGAGAUACGAAAAACAAACAUGCAUUUUCAUCAAUUCAUUCUCAUCAAAAUCAGAUGUUGCAUGGGAACUUUUCUUAUCGCCAUUUUGUUUGGUGAAAAGGUUUCAAGUUGGAAGUAUUUGUUUGGACUUUCGAUUUAACUGUAAUGUUGUUUCAUGUUAAAUCGAGAUCGGAUUAAUCUAAUCCUGCUGUCUGAAACUCAUUCAAAAUAGAAAAAAUGAACAUUUCCUGAGUUAAUUGUUGGUAUUAAAACUCGACAGAAUCAGACUUAAAGUUGGGUUGUAGUGAAAUACAAAGGACGAAGCUUAUUUUACUGUUGAUGUUACCAAUUUUGUGGAGAUCGAAAUAGGUUGAAGGACUAUUUAAACAAGGAAGCUUUUUUUAAAUUUGCUGUAAAAACCUUGAGGACAACUUUUCCAAAAUCGUAAACAGUAGGUGCAUAACUACGUUCUCGCUGUUUUUUUUUUCAAACAAAAAUGCAGUUUGAUUGGUGGGUAACUCUCAAUACCGAAGCAAGCUGUUCCUGCGCUUGGCAUGAAUCGCCAUCUUCGAAGGUUUUCGGCUUUCAUUUAUGCGGAGUCACCACCAUCGAAAUCACCAUGUGACGGAACCAAUCAAAACACGAUGUUACACUUAGAGCAGCACUUCACUAAACAUUUUUAACUCUCGAUGUACUUCAGCUGCCGUAACAGUCCCUGCAAAUGAUGAUUUCUCAUAAAAUCAGGCAUUUUAACACUUACUUAGAGUAUAAAACGCAACACAAAAUUACUAAUGUGUCACAGUGGGUUGUUUACUAUAUGUCUUAGCUUGGUUAAGAGAUAUCAAAAUCGAGCAGCAUUUACUACUGGUGCCAUCUAACAGUGAGAACUUACCUCGUAGAAAUAACUCGAAUUUCAGGUAAUAUGUUUAGAAAAUGUUUUGUAGAGUUUCUUUAUUUUGUUUUGUUUUUAUUGACGAGGGGCAAGACAGUUUUGCUUUAUGACAAGAUUUGUCUUAGAGUUACUGUGAUUUAUUCUAAAUGGUUCUGUGAAACUUGAAUUAGAUGCAAGAUUGAGCGCCAGUUUUUUUCGGUAUUUCAUCUGAAUUCAUUUCAAAUCUAGUGGCAACUCCUAGUUUUUGAAGUUUACUUAGGUUUUUUUUUCAGAUUACUCACUUUCGUUUCUCUUCGUUCACUGAAGAGACAUUUACCGGACGUUUUACCUAAAAGUAAGAGUGUUCACAAGUAACGAUUUAUAGGCGGGAUAAGCGGGAUUGACUCUUAAAACAAAGCAAACGAUGUCUUUACUCUGGCAAUAUUUUCUUUGGGAAGCACCGGACAUUCCUCUUUCAAUAAAAAUCUAACAAUUACUUGCUUCCAGUGUUAUUUAUCUUGUCGAAGUCUUUGAGAGUUUUUUUUUUACAAAUUUGUGAACGAUCAAAAAUGCAACGGAAAAAUGAGUAUUUGAAAAUCUCGGACAAACGAAAAACAAAAGCAUCCCGAGGAGCAUAAUUUGUACCAAAUAUCGAACAGGGAACCUGAUCAGAUUUUUCCCUCUGGUUUAAGUUUGUUAUAAGCGCAGAACCGUACCGUCUGUUGAUCUUUUCGGCAGAGAAAAAAAUACAACAGCAAGCGAGCGUAAAGUAUUGUAAUCGCGCCGGAGAAAAAAUAAAACAAAAUCAUGAGAAACAACCCUUAGUAAACGUGUAAAUUAACAGCAUAGGAAAAAUCUUUCAAUAUGACCAAGUACUAGAACCAACAGCAGAGGAUAUAGUAGCAAAUGGUGCUGCAGAAGCGAAUUAUUGUAAAUGAUUAAUAAUUAAAACGUAUAUAUAACUGAAGAAGAAAAAUCUAAAAUAAUCACGAUGGUCGAGAUAUUUACGCAAUAAAACACAUUUUUACAUUAAGGAGGAAAUAAAAUGAAAACAAGAUAUUUUUACUGUUGCAUACAAUUUCCCAAACCAAGAAAAAAUAAGGAGAAAAUUAAAAAAAAAACGUCACAACUUUCCCUCGGCGAAAGAGACGCAAAUGUUAGCGAAUUAAAUGAGAUUCCACGUGAGCGAAGUAAAAUAAUAAUAAAAAAACAAGAACCCGAUUUGUUUGAGGUUACCUACCAUUUAAGAUAAACCUAGAGAUAAACCAAUGAGAGAAAAAAAAAAAAUAAAAACAGCAAGUUGAAAUCAUUAGAAAAACAAAAAAACUAAAAUCAAGCGUAGACAGAAAAAAACAACAUCGGUUCUUGACUUUAAAUCAAAUUGGAUUAAGUUUCGUGUUAUUAGACAAAAAAAAAACAAGAAGAGAGGCAACACACUGUUGAUUUAAGCGCAAAAGUAAAUACCAUGAAAGCGAUAGCGUAUUAUAUAUUAAAAUACAAAACAAAAAUCUAGUCUACUAAAGUCAGUAAAAUAAACCAAUAAACGCAAGGGAUUAGUCAAAAUAUAAGAAGAAAUAAAGAUGGCGAAGGAAGAGCAACGUCUGGUGAUGAACAGCUAGUGUAUAGAUGGAAGGUGAUACGAUAUGAUAAAGCAAAAUACUAAAUACUAAGUCUUUAGUCGGGGUAAAAAACGCUUGGGCGGGGAACGGUAGCGCGCGUUACUGGAAGAGAGGGCCACUUCCUCAUAUAUGAUGAGAACGUGCCGUUGCAGUAGACCAGCAGACUUGCUACGACGAAUCUGUGAUAGGGAAGCUAACGUUUCUUCUCUCUUUCCCUUUCCUGUGUUGUUUGCGAUUUUUCAUUUCGUUUGCUGUUGUUGUUGUAGUUUUUGCCGAUACUUUAGAUAUGAAAACUUCCGCUGUGAAGUAUGUUUUAGAUCCGUCAUCAGAAAUUUGUUUUCGUUAUACGAUGACGUGUGCAGUAUCUUGUGUCUUCAGUUCAUGGUCUACUGCGACGCACAUAACAGCAGAAAGGCUUGCAGUUUGCCGUGUGUAAAAUGCUAUCAAUUUUUUAUUUGUUUGUGGUUGAAUAGGUGAGUUGCUCUCGUUAUUUGCUUCAACGUGAAAGACAAGAGGCACGGCAGUUUUUGUUUUUGACGAACGCCGCCUACCGUUUCUCGGGGAGAUUAACUUAACUAACUAAAUAAGCAUUUUUAAACACUAACAUCAUAAUUACGAGAAGAGAAGCGAUCUAGGGAGAGUUCACACACAAAGAAAAAAAAAACACAUUCUACUGUGCACAUACAUUUAAAUGAAAUGAAAAUACGAAGUAACACCAAAUUAAUCUCCCACACGUAAGAGAUAAACAAACACUUGACACCGUUCGUACACAUUUAUGGACAUUUAUAUUUCUAUAGGAACCAACAAAAAAAAUCGAAGAUUUCUUCAACAUAUGUGUGUGUAAUACUUACGUCACCUAAGAUGAAAUAACUCGAUUUAAAAACUAAUUCAUAAAUAAAUGACACUUCGAACUCAUAUGCUAAACACAUCAGUUUGUUAGCGAUUGUUCACUGACACUAGAUAAGAGAAUAACAAAAACACAAAACCUACGGCAUCUUAAACGGGGAGAAAAGCUUGCCUCCUCAGCCUACUCCUAGCGCCCCCCCCCCCUGUGUAAAACCCUUAGCAAGUUUAGUUUACCGUCUCGAUCCACGAUUUUCUUUGCUUUGAAUUUAAACGUUUUACUGAAUAUUAGCCAAAGGAAAAAAAUAAAACAUACGAUUGUUAGGAUACAAGUAAAACAAAUAAAAAAUCGCGGGUAAACCAAGCAAGAACCGUAGCAGCGUUGAUUAAGUCGUGUAGUAGUUUUUACUAAGAGCAAAAAAUUAUCAAGUGAUCAAACUAGUCCGACAAAAAAAAAGAAAAAUCUUAAUUAACUAAUUAACUUACUAACUAACUAAACUAAAAGAGAAAACCAAAUCGAACUGAGAACUAGACCAGUCGCAGCAAGUCCGCGCGUUUGCUUAGUUUCGUUUACCAACCGAAUCCCACCAAGCUAUUCUACUAGAGUCAGACCCCAGGAGAGAAACCAAAACAAACAACUGUCAACCACCCAUCGAAGCAAUCCACUGAGAACGGCGCAACGAAAGGUUGACCAAUCUGACCGUCGUUGUUGUGGCUCUAAGUCUUCUGUUUGCAUUUAGUGUGAUACCCCUCCUGCCCACAGACCUCCAUCACGUCCUCAUCUCCACUGGCCCCCUUCCUAAUUUUUCUUCCUUCCCUCAAACCCCGAGAACGAGGCGGACUCUAAGCUAAAUCUUUUUACGUAGCCAUUUCUCUUAUAGAAAAACUAAAUAAAGCGAAAAGUGAGAUUGUCAUUCGACAGAAUCCGGCGAGAAGAGGAAAAUUAGUCUAGCAAAAACGCGUACACAUUUCGCCAUUAACGCAAUCCGUUGCCAUAUUUUUUGACAUUGUUUUCGUUGAUAGUUAGUGGUAAGAGAGUUAUAGGUUAUAUGCCACUUUUAACUGUGUUAACAUUUCGCGUAGUUCUUGAUUCAUUUGCGUGUGCGCACCCCCGGUGGGUUUCUAGUUUUCUGAGGGAUAAGCCGAUAUCAGGCGUGUAGGUGGGAGUGCUGUAAAAAAAUUAAACAACAACAAACAUCUGUCCUUUUGUACUGUGUAUUAUACCAACUGUUAUAAUUACGCACAAGAAAAAAGGGUCACGCUUUUUGAAGAGAGAGAGAGAGGCAACAAAUUAUGCGAAUUAUGAAAACCAACGCAGCAUCCAAGCAACACGAUUCUUAUCACCACAAAUGCCAUACAUGUGUUCAGAACAAGGUAUUCCCCCCGUACAAGCAAAACCGAUAACAGAAGACAGACAGGGGUGCAGCAGAGAUCGAGAGUCCAAGCAGGGAAUGAGCAGAAAGGAAAGCCCACCGUCAGUGCGCAAUCAAAGUAAACUUGUGUAGUAGAGCUUGACGCCUACUAUGUUCCUUUUUUCUAAAAAUCUCUGCGGUCUUUUCGUCGUUAUCGUCGUCGUCGAACGGUAGGGUUUAAAGUGACCGAGAAAAUCAUGAAGCAUACAGAGAAAAAAAAACACAAACUGAUCUCCACGCCUUUCCCCAUCUUUUCUGAUAACUUCAUUCGAUUCCUCCCACGCGAAAACCAUUCUUCUGUGUCCCGCCCGAGAGCAAAGCAGACUUUAGGGAAGUAUGCCCCAAACCAAAGGUAAACCACAAAAAAAAACGAGGUAAAUCUUUACUUUAGGUUCGAGCUGGUACUUACAAAAAAGUAGUGACCUACCCUUUAGUGUGUAAAAAAAGAGAACAAAAAAUGUUAUUUAUUUUAAAUAGUUGUUACAAGCAAAUGUCAUACAGAAAAAGUUUUAUUUUCUAUUGAUCGUUUACUUGAUUCUCAUCAUGAUGUUUACUAAUUCUCUAAACAUGUAGGAGCAAAAAAAAAACGCGAAGCAAAAGCAGUGCGACACAAGAAAUGCCAACACUGAGAAGGAGUAUUAUCCCAUUUAAUUCUGAACAAGCAAAUAUUGAAGGGAAGAAAAAAAACCUAAAGUAAUGAAGUAACUAAAAGCCUUGAAAUUCACUCUAUCAAUGUUAUUCCAGUGAAAAAAGAAGGGGAAAAACCUAUGAUUAAAGGAGAAGAAAAAUCAAACGCGAAAUGAGAAUAAAAUUGUAUAGAACUUAGCCAUAAAGCAUAAAAGUUAAAAUAAAUUGAAAACCAGAUAAACGAAAACUUAAAAAACAACUCACCCACACAGCAUGUCAAAUAAAUUGAUGGCGCUCCCUCUCCCCCUCUAAAAAGUGAAGAAGCAAAAAAAAAACGCCAGUGCGAAACCCGCCAUUCCCCUUGCGACGCGCGUGCGGUGCGGAAGCGUAGUGUCAACCGCAGCCGGCAAGGGCAGUGUAUUUCCCUCGCAGCAGAACAAAAAAUACACACACACAAAACAAAAAAUAAAGGCGAACAUGUACACACUCACACAUACACACAUGCUAAACAAGAAAUAGUUUCGGAACCAUUUCAUUUCCUUUUAAGAAAAGAGAGAGAGCGAAAGUUAGAGCAACCAAAACUGCAAAAACAGAGGCCCAAAACAGCAGAAGAGAAGGAAAAUAACAAUCAAACACCGGGGGGAAAGGUGCUGCUCCCUUAGUGAGCGAGCUAAGCUAGAAACACUGAGAAACAGAGAGAGCAAGAGACAGGUAGAGAAAGGAAGAAAGAGGAUAAGCAAAGGCAGCAGCAGUAGCAGCAAAAACACGAGGGAAAAAAUCGAACUAGGAAAAGAAUUUUGAUUUUAUUGUACAUUGUUAUUAAUUAUUGAAUUUAAUCAUAGAUAUAUUACAUAAAAAAGAAGAAAAUGCAAAAAUAUAAAAAAAAUCAAAAAAUAAAA
Molecule: messenger RNA, 15137 nt
Organism: Wyeomyia smithii (pitcher-plant mosquito)
Lineage: Eukaryota; Metazoa; Arthropoda; Insecta; Diptera; Culicidae
Gene: PMCA
Product: plasma membrane calcium-transporting ATPase 1
Exons: 4
Coding region: 1159-4761 (1200 amino acids)
Biological process (GO): regulation of cytosolic calcium ion concentration; calcium ion transmembrane transport
Cellular component (GO): intracellular membrane-bounded organelle; membrane
Molecular function (GO): ATP hydrolysis activity; P-type calcium transporter activity; ATP binding
Source: RefSeq, a predicted model, not a curated record